This is a messenger RNA of Microdochium trichocladiopsis, 1431 nucleotides long. RefSeq lists its product as uncharacterized. Gene Ontology annotation, biological process: proteolysis. The record is from RefSeq and is a predicted model, not a curated record. The transcript has 2 exons. The coding region runs from base 1 to 1431 and encodes 476 amino acids. Gene Ontology annotation, molecular function: metallodipeptidase activity. Lineage: Eukaryota; Fungi; Ascomycota; Sordariomycetes; Xylariales; Microdochiaceae.
AUGGCGCCUCAACUCGAUGGCUACUUUGCCGAAGUCGACAAGCUCUCGGACCAUUUCAUCGAUCGCCUUGCCAAGGCCGUCGCGAUCCCCUCCGUCUCCGCCGACCCUGAGCGCCGCCCCGAUGUCGUCCGUAUGGGUGAGUUUCUUGCCGACGAGCUCCGUGCUCUUGGUGCCUCCGUAGAGCUUCGCCCUCUCGGCAAGCAGCCCGAUAAGCCCGAGCUCGACCUGCCUCCGGUUGUGCUCGCCCGCUACGGCGAGGACAAGUCAAAGCGUACCAUCCUGGUCUACGGCCACUAUGACGUUCAGCCUGCCGAGCUUAGCGACGGAUGGUCGACUGAGCCUUUCAAGCUUACGGUUGGUGAGGACGGACGCAUGUUCGGUCGUGGAAGCACCGACGACAAGGGCCCGGUCCUUGGCUGGCUCAACGCCAUCGAGGCUCACCAAAAGGCUGGCGUCGAUUUUCCUGUCAAUUUGCUCAUGUGCUUCGAGGGCAUGGAGGAGUAUGGCUCUGAGGGCCUUGACGAACUUAUCGAGAAGGAGGGCAAGGGAUACUUUGCCGACGCCGAGGCAGUCUGCAUCAGCGACAACUACUGGCUCGGCACCGAGAAGCCCUGCCUCACCUAUGGUCUCCGUGGCUGCAACUACUAUAGCAUCGAAGUCUCGGGCCCCGGAGCCGACCUGCACUCUGGUGUAUUUGGUGGCACCACCCAGGAGCCCAUGACCGAUCUGGUCCGCGUCCUUGGCAGCCUUGUUGACACUGACGGCAAGAUCCAGAUCCCUGGCAUUAUGGAGCAGGUCGCUGCUUUGUCCGAGGAGGAGGCUACUCUCUACGACGGCAUCAGCUUCACCAUGGAGACUCUGCACGAGUCCCUCGGCUCCAAGACCACCAUCUUUGAGGACAAGAAAUCGACACUGAUGGCUCGGUGGAGAUACCCUUCGCUAUCUGUCCACGGCAUCGAGGGCGCCUACUCUGCCCCAGGUGCCAAGACUGUUAUCCCUGCCAAGGUCAUUGGCAAGUUCUCAAUCCGCACUGUCCCCGACAUGGAGAUCGAGAAGACCAACGAGGCUGUGUACUCGUAUGUCAAGGACGUCUUUGCCAAGCUGGGCAGCAAGAACACUCUCAAAGUAUACGCCCAGCACACCGGCAAGUGGUGGGUCGCCAGCCCGAACCACUGGAACUUCCGGGCCGCGGACAAGGCCGUCGAGCGCGUAUGGGGCGUCAAACCCGAUUACACCAGAGAGGGUGGCAGCAUUCCCGUCACUCUCACCUUUGAGCAGGCUACUGGGAAGAACGUCUUGCUGUUGCCGAUGGGCAGCUCGACAGACGGCGCCCACUCGAUCAACGAGAAGCUGGACAAGCGCAACUACAUUGAGGGUAUCAAGCUACUCGGUGCCUACUUGCACUACGUUGCCGAGGAGGAGCAAUCAUAG